AUGUAUGUAGCCUGGUCUGGAUUCUAUUGGCAUUGCAGCUGUUUCACGCAACUGCAGUGGAAUAGCAGCUCCUGCAUGUGGCCUCGUGAGUUUAGAACCAAGGUUGCUGAAAUCCUCAAAGAUCGUAGAUCUUGGUACCGUGACUGUCGAUGUAUCCAGACACUGAGUGUUCUUCCAACUGGAAAUGGUGGAACUAUCGAGCUUGUCAACACUCAGCUAUAUGCUCCUACAACAUUAGCAGCAGCUCGUGACUUUUGGACACUGAGAUAUAGUACAAGUCUAGAAGAUGGAAGCUAUAUGGUUUGUGAGAGGUCACUCACUACUGCAACUGGUGGCACCCAUGGUCUGCUCUCUUCUAGCUUCGUGAUAGCCAAAAUGCUGUCAAAUGGAUGUUUCAAGUGUUCCUGCAGUCUUGAGGCCUCUUCAUGA
This is a messenger RNA of Microthlaspi erraticum, 429 nucleotides long. The record is from the annotation of a GenBank genome assembly. Lineage: Eukaryota; Viridiplantae; Streptophyta; Magnoliopsida; Brassicales; Brassicaceae.